UCCUCCUCUAUUUUCUAAUCAAGUUGUCUUCUUCCUCGCUCACUUCAUUUUGGAGACCAAACUGCCAAACAUUACUACACUCCGUCAAUCAGGAGAAACCUGCUUUCCUUCGAACCGUGAGGACUGUUUCGCGAAUACGCCUUCUUUUAAACAGUCACCGAAAAUAUUAUGUUAAUCAAUCUAACCGAAACUUUGGGAACGCGGGUAAAGGAAAAUAGCUUGGUUGCUAACUUCACUCCGACAGACGGGAAUCCAAGGGAAAUUUAGAAACAUGCUAGCGAGUUGAGUGGUCUCGAUCUUUUUACAUGCAUGCAGCCAAGACGCAAAACUUUUCCUGUUGAUUUUUACCUUAGGCAUCUCACUGAGCUAGGACUAGAAGAAUACACGGGUAUGGAUUUUAAUGGGUGAUUCUGCGGUCAGUUCCGUUUUUCCACGGUGUGGUUUGUUUUGUAUCUACCUCUGAACCUCGCAGGGAACAAGACCGAGGCUGCGCUGUUCAGCACUUCCACCAAACCGCCGCGAAGACGUGCGACGCUUCCCUUGCCAAUGUGUCGCUAAUAUUGUUCGUGCUACUUGUGUUUUCCGUGCUUUUGGUGGAUUAAUUGAAGCUUCGCCCGGUUUUAGACAUGGAUACGUGGGAAAUUUGCCCUGUGUCUUUCGAAGUGAGGAUUUGAAAUCGUUGGAGCAGCGAAAAAGAAAAGUUUUGGAGUUCGACCAAAGCGGGCUGAAGGACUGUUUUCUUCGUUGCACUGUAAACACACCGUGGAAUUGUCUACAUCUAAGAUUAACAGGGUGAGAUUAGGAUUAUUCAUUCCUUUGCAAAAUGCCACAACUUAAUGGAGGCGGCGGAGACGACCUGGGAGCGAACGACGAACUGAUCUCCUUCAAAGACGAAGGGGAGCAGGAGGAAAAAAUAUCCGAAAAUGUGUCGGCCGAGAGGGACCUGGACGACGUGAAAUCCUCUCUGGUAAACGAGUCCGAAAACAACAGCAGUUCGUCUGAUUCUGAGCAAACGGAGAGACGUCCUCAACCAAGACCAGACCCAGAAAGUUACGAGAAGCACAGAGAGUACUUUGCUGAAGCAUUAAGAAGACAGCAAGAUGGAGGCUUUUUUAAGAGUCCCCCCUAUCCUGGUUAUCCGUUUCUAAUGAUCCCGGAUCUUACAAACCCCUAUUUAUCCAACGGAUCCCUGUCUCCCAGCGCGAGGACGUACCUGCAGAUGAAGUGGCCUCUCCUGGAUGUCCCGGGACCCGCCAGCCUCAAAGACUCCAGAUCGCCCACCCCAGGACACUUGCACCCCCACCAUGUGCACCCGCUGACACCGCUCAUCACCUACAGCAACGAACACUUCUCCCCCACGACCCCGCCCUCUCACCUCUCCCCAGAGAUCCUGGACCCAAAGACAGGCAUCCCACGGACGCCCCACCCCUCCGAACUCUCACCCUACUACCCGCUCUCUCCCGGAGCAGUGGGGCAGAUCCCGCACCCUCUGGGCUGGCUGGUCCCUCAACAGGGCCAGCCCAUGUACUCCAUCCCGGCAGGGGGGUUCAGACACCCCUACCCUGCGCUUGCGAUGAACCCGUCCAUGUCCAGCCUGGUGUCGAGUCGUUUCUCCCCCCACAUGGUGCCGCACCCCCCCCACGGCCUGCACCAGACAGGCAUCCCCCACCCCGCCAUUGUGUCCCCCGCCAUCAAGCAGGAGCCCGACAGUGAGAGCAGCAGACACGCCGCGCACCCGAAGUCCCCGGUGGCGCUGAAGAAGGAGGAAGAGAAGAAGCCUCACAUUAAGAAGCCCCUGAAUGCCUUCAUGCUCUACAUGAAGGAGAUGAGGGCCAAGGUGGUGGCCGAGUGCACCCUGAAGGAGAGCGCCGCCAUCAACCAGAUACUGGGGAGGAAGUGGCACUCUCUGUCGCGAGAGGAGCAGGCCAAGUACUACGAGCUGGCCAGGAAGGAGAGACAGCUGCACUCUCAGCUGUACCCGGGCUGGUCAGCCAGAGAUAACUACGGGAAGAGGAAGAAGAGAAAGAGGGAAAUUAAGCAGCCGGAUUUAACACCAGAAGAGAGCUUAAUGGUGCAGAGUAAGAAGCCAUGCCUGCCGUACCUGCCCACAGAAAAAACCUGUGACAGCCCCGCCUCAUCCCACGGCAGCAUGCUGGACUCGCCGGCCACGCCCUCUGCAGCGCUGGCGUCCCCCGCCGCGCCCGCCCCCACCCACUCGGAGCAGGCCCAACCCCUGUCCCUCACCACCAGGCCCGAGGGCCGGGCUUACCCACACUUCCCUCUGCCCAGCAAGGCUGCUGGCUCUGCCUCCUCCUCCACCUCCGGCCCCGCCCACCCCAGCAUCUCUCUGCACAUUGGCUCCUCCAGCAGCCAGACCACGCCCCUCCUCUCUCGGCCUAUCCCCUUCUCCUCCCUGCCCCCCUCCAUGCUGUCGCCUCCGCCCUCCCUCCACCAGGUGGCGCUGCAGUCGCGUCAGGCCCUUCUGCAGUCCCAGCCCCUCUCCCUGGUCACCAAAUCAGCCGACUAAACCACAGGGAGCCGGGCCUUUCUCUCUUUUUUAAUGCUGUGUAUUGCUUUGUACCUUUUUUAUAGAUAUUAGACCAUGUUUUUAUGAAAAAAAUUGUAAAAAAAGGAAAAAAAAAAAUAAUAUUGGUCAAUAUUUGACCACCACCUCUUUUUUUGCUUCUCUCUACAAAACAAAAUGUAUUUUUUGUAAAGUUUAUUACAGAACUUGUUCUUUUUCUCAGAAGCCGUUCACUAAUUUGCUACUUGUAUAAAAGACAAAUGUACAAAAGGUUCUCUUUUUUAAAAAAAAAAAAAUACAUUCAUUUAGCAGACGCUCUUAUCCAGAAUGACUU
This is a messenger RNA of Megalops cyprinoides (Indo-Pacific tarpon), 2858 nucleotides long. Its product is annotated as transcription factor 7-like 1-A. The record is from RefSeq and is a predicted model, not a curated record. Bases 824 to 2527 code for a protein of 567 amino acids. Gene Ontology annotation, molecular function: DNA-binding transcription factor activity, RNA polymerase II-specific; RNA polymerase II cis-regulatory region sequence-specific DNA binding. Gene Ontology annotation, cellular component: beta-catenin-TCF complex. Gene Ontology annotation, biological process: regulation of transcription by RNA polymerase II; canonical Wnt signaling pathway; generation of neurons. The transcript is spliced from 12 exons. Lineage: Eukaryota; Metazoa; Chordata; Actinopteri; Elopiformes; Megalopidae.